AUGCGAAGCAUGGCGAGCUCAAGAGGCAAUAUAGCCGCCAUCGUCGGCGUGGGCCCCAACCUCGGGCUCUCCAUCGCUCGCAAGUUCGCUCACGAAGGCUACACCGUCGCGAUCCUGGCACGUGACUUAGGGAGAUUAUCAGAAUUCGCGGAGGAAAUAGCGAGGGAAGAAAAAGCACAAGUGUUUGCGAUAAGAAUUGAUUGCUCAGAUUCCAGAAGCGUGAGAGAAGCAUUCGAAGGUGUUCUUUCGCUUGGAUUCGUUGAAGUUCUUGUUUACAAUGCUAAUUAUCAGUCACCGCUUCAAUCUAAGCCUACUCCUUUUCAACUUCUUCCCAUUCAAACUUUUCAAACUUCUCUAGCGGUUUCAUCUCUUGGUGCUUUCAACUGUUCUCAACAGGUGCUGCCUGGUAUGGUUGAGAGAGGAAAGGGAACGAUUCUGUUUACUGGCUGCUCCGCUUCUUUAAACGGCAUUGCUGGAUACUCUGAACUAUGCUGUGGGAAAUUCGCUUUAAGAGCGCUAUCGCAAUGUCUUGCUAAAGAAUUUCAACCACAAGGAGUGCAUAUAGCUCAUAUUAUUAUCGACGGUCUCAUUGGCCCACCCAGAGGAUCACCGGCGUCGGCGGCAACGACAACGUCUCGGGGAGGAGGUGAGGGUGUUAUGGACCCUGAUGCUCUGGCUCAAACAUAUUGGCAUCUGCACGUUCAGGACCGGAAUGCAUGGACUCAGGAAAUAGAUGUUCGUUCAUCCAUCUGCUAG
Messenger RNA from Lathyrus sativus (Indian pea), 756 nucleotides. NCBI's taxonomy places the organism in Eukaryota, Viridiplantae, Streptophyta, Magnoliopsida, Fabales, Fabaceae. The record is from the annotation of a GenBank genome assembly.